UUGGGUUUAAGUACUAUUUUAAAAAAACAAAAAAAAAUAUUACCGUUGUCCAAUGCGAAUAGUACCGUGUGUUUUAUCUCGGUUUUUGUUGGGCAACAACAAACAUGAUAAGAACCUUGUGUGUUUGUUAUAGAGUAAUAAUAUAAGUACUUUAUGGCGUAUUGGCGCGUGUGUGUGUGUUAUCAAUAUUGACAACAUUUAUCAUUUCGUUACCCGCCGUGUGCUCGCGUCCCGCACUGGUGUACUGAAACUAUUUUUAAGACUACCUACGCAUUGGAUUUCUUACGUUGUUUUAAAUUUUUUCGUUGUAUUCCAAUAAUUGACGAUGAUCAAGAGGUUUGCAGCGAGCACUCUGUAUGCGAUCCGCCUGCCGAUUAACUGGCAACCGGCGUCUAAUGUUUGCCUUUGUCGGUCGUUAGAAUUCAAGAAAAGUAGAUCGGAGAUUGACAAUGAAGGUGCUCUGAAAAAGAUUAGACCCAAAACGGUACCACUGCCGAAAAUUACACUGUUGGGUCUAGAAAAAGAUGUAUCUGUAGUCACUAUGGAUGUAGCAUCCAAGAUGUGUGAAAGACGGGGCCUGAAAUUGGUAAAAAUUAUUGAUAUUGAUACUAAAACACAGCGGCCUGUUUACCAAAUGAUGACAGCUAAUCAGUUCCUCAAAGAGGAUCAUAAAAGUCAUCAGAAAAAGGAUGAGAAAAAUCAAAAUCAACUCAAAGGGGAAAAAACAGUACUGAUAAAUUGUCGUAUAGGACAAAGUGAUUUAGAAUCAAAAGUAAAUAACAUCCGUAAAUGGCUAUCUAAAAUGCACGAAGUAAGGGUGUCAGUCACUGGUGAUACAGCUAAUCAGGUUGCUGAUGAAGUCAUCAAAAUGACUCAGGAGUAUUCAAGAAUUGUUCAAAGACGAGAAAAAGGAGAUACUGUGAAAUUUCAGUUAUUACCUCCAAAAAAAUCUUGAUUCACAUUUUAGCUGUACCACUUACAGAUGAUUUUUUUUUUAAUUUUAGAAUAUUUAAAUUUAAAUUAAUUGUAAUUAUUUUAUUGAGUUUAUAAAUGUUUACAAAUAAAAACUAUUUUACUUAA
This is a messenger RNA of Myzus persicae (green peach aphid), 1080 nucleotides long. RefSeq names its product translation initiation factor IF-3 (gene mIF3). The coding region runs from base 326 to 955 and encodes 209 amino acids. Lineage: Eukaryota; Metazoa; Arthropoda; Insecta; Hemiptera; Aphididae. The record is from RefSeq and is a predicted model, not a curated record. Gene Ontology annotation, molecular function: ribosome binding; translation initiation factor activity. The transcript has a single exon. Gene Ontology annotation, cellular component: mitochondrion. Gene Ontology annotation, biological process: mitochondrial translational initiation; ribosome disassembly.